CAUGGCUAGAAGGGGUUCGAAAAGAUCAAGAAGGUCGAGUUCCAUCAGAUCCAGAGACGAGGGUCCCGCGGCGCCUCUUCUGUCCGAGGAGGAGUGGCUGGCACGGGAGCACUCCUAUGUGCAGCGUUUGCAGGAUGUCAAGAUAUGCGUUGGCUUCAUAAACGAGUCCAUUGUGGACUACAAUGAGCUGCUGAAGCAGCAGCUUAAGGACGAACACUGGUCGCGCUAUCUGGACUGCGAUGGCCUGCCCAGACCCCAUUGGCCCGAUGAAAUACGUCGCUUUGUCUGUCAGAUGCGCUGCGAGGAGGCGGAGGUCGAACAAAAUGUCGUCAAUUGGACGCUGUCGGUGAACGAGCGCAGCAUCCUCACGCAGGACAUCUUUCGCGUGGAUCUUACGCGCAAGAAGUUGGAGCAGGAGCUCCGACCCGACAUUGGCAGGAUCUACGAUGUGAAUAUUCAGCGUAUUUUGGAGACCAUCAAGCGCAUCGAUCGGGUGCAGCGCAGCGAGCUGGAACUCGCUUUCCUAUCGCCAUCUCGAACCGUGGAACUGGGACAAAUACAAUUUGAACUUUUUAGCGAAAUUGGAGCAUUCCUUGAUAAGCUCACUUAUCGCAUAAUCACCGCCCCCGAAGCCUUUAUGACAAAUAUGGGUUGCAUUUUGGCCAGUUAUUGCUACAGGAGCAGCAAGUACAACUAUCAGCUGUGGGGCCUGCAAGAUGUUCCCAUACGCUUUCAGUUUUUGGAACUGCCGGUGAUGAAUGCCAAUCUGGACUGUGUGGGCCUCAAUAUACAGCUGCCGUACAGCGUGCUCUGUGACAAUAUGAGCCUGAGAUGUGUGCACACCCACUUCGAUUCGUACUCGGAGCGUGCCAAGAGCUUUGAGAUUAUGAUUGACACGGAACCCCUGCCGCACUGUGGUCUGAUGGACAUAGAGGACUGCAUUAUCGAUGAAUGGCUCACACAGGUGGACAUACAGGACGAAAUAAUCACAAAAAUGGAGUCAAAAAUGCAGCAGUAUGUGGAUGCCAUGGACAAAAUCGAAGUCAAUCAGGCACCAAGGAGGUCCAAGGUAGAGGACAAGAAAAAGGACCAGUCGCAGGCAAAGGCAGUGAAGGCACCCAAAGAGCCGCAGAGUCUGCCGGAGGGCAUGUUUCCCGAUCCGUACGCAAUCUUUCUCGAUCGCGAACACCAGGAGUUCAAAAAGUUCUUGGACGAAUCGUACAAUCCGGCCAACAAUUCGGAGAUACCUGGCGAGAUCAACCUGCGGCGCUUCAUCCUGAUGGGCGGCAUCUUCACGGUGGACUUUGUGCGCAAGCCCAAGCACACCGCCUACGAGAAGCUGAACAUCACCCUGCACGAGGAUGGACGCAUCCUGUAUGUGGAGCAGGAUAAGCUGGUCGAUGACGACUGUGAGGUGGCUUUGCUCAGCUCCAGGUCGCGCCGCAAUACCCUCAGGGAGGUGCCCUCCCGGCUGACUGCCGUCACCAGUCGUCCCGAAGUGCAGCGCCCCUCGGCUGAGGAAACAGACGAUGACGGAACGGUGCUCUACUUGGCCAAGAACGAGCUGCCGUACUUCUUUGUCACAUUCAAGCUGCCCAAGCAUCUCUGUCGCUGGGGACAGCCCAACGUGUGCCUCUUCAUGGAGGAGGAGCUCGAGGAGCCCGUAGUGGAGGAAGUAUUUGAGCCGGAGCCAGAGCCAAGGGCAAAGAAGAAGCAGAAGGGAAAUAGGGGAACACAAAAUCUGGGCACCGCCAAGCCCUCCAUCGAUGGGCGGGAGCGGAGUGUGGUCGCCAAACUGGACAAGUCCGGCAAACCAAUUGUAGUUGAGCCGGUGGCCUAUCAGCGGCCCAACACAACCUGCAUCACACGGCCGCGCCACGAAUCGAACAACAUUUACCGUCCCUCCAAUUUUGAAUAUCUCCGCCGCAGCGGCCACGUUGCGCCCAGCAGUUUGAUCCAUCUAACCGGACGGAACUUUGAGUUGUCCGGGAAGAGCCUGAACAAGCUGGAGAUUCACCUGAUGCGGCAGCAGUGUGUGCCCCGCAUCAUAUCCUCGUUCAAGUUUCCGCUGGAGUUCAAGGAGGAGCAGGACACCGAGUUGGAGAUCAAAAAGGCAGCGGGCAACAAAUUGCUGCGACGAAACAAUAAUGCCGAUAACGAGGAGGAAACGGUUGAGCAGCAGCUGCAGCCCUAUCCGAUCUUCAACUAUGAGGACCAAUUCGGUCCGGAGCGUGUCUAUCCGCACUUCGACGACCCAGAGCCGUUCCACUACGAAGCACCGGACAGCGCCACAGAGCGCAUAGAUGAUGGUGGCAAGUCCCACAAGUCCCAUUUCCAAGUGCGGCAGAUGAAAGCCUUCAAUGAACCGUCUCUUUUCGGUGUGCUGGCCACACUGGACGACAUACAGAGCAAGUACACGAAUAGCUUUAAAAGAACCAUUCCAGAGGUUAAGAUGACGCGUCGCACCCACAAGGAGCAGCGCAUAUCGUCCCGCAGGAGCAAGACUUCAGUGCAGAGCAGGGUGUCGGUGGGCCAGAGCCGUUCUACCAUCUCGGACUCUAUCAAAGACGAGGCGGAAACCCAAUUGGCUGGCCACGACGAAAAGACCUCAAUCAUACGAAAAUCGGAGAGAAAGUCGCGCAAACCCGACAGCAUUGGGGCAUCCAGGGAGACCUUGCCAGAACCGAAACCACCAGAGCCUGUGGAACGCGCCAAGGUACUCCACUGGACCACCAAUCACAUAUUGAAAUCGACAUUCGAUGCCACCAAGCGGACCAUAACCAUUAAGACCGAUCGCUUGGGUGUGUUUGCGUUUGCCUUCAGGCGAUACGCACACUUCCCCUUCCGCCACUGGUGCCUGGAGCCGAACGAGGAGAAUCACAACGAGGUCAUCUUCACACUGGACACCUUCUACGUUCGUGUGGUGAUGUACAUAAGCAGUGAGGGCGUACGGGGCUAUGUGAUUGACCUGCCCAAGGAGUACCAGGCCAGGCCGGAGAAGUUCCUCACCAUUGAGGAGCCCAUCAACGAUUUUAUUGAACUGCGUCAGCGUUUCCAGGAGGUGAACAUCAAUUUGUUUGCGGAGCCCGAUGCCUGCUUCUACAUUGAGAAUGGCUACUUCUCGCAGAAGCAUUUGGCCGCCGAGAUGCAUGUCUACAAUGCCAUGUCCGUGCACUGCAAGCUGAUGAAGUUCAGCCGCUCCGACUGGAAUCGUUUGGCCACGCGACGUGACAUUGUCCUGGGGCUGCGCAACCCCAAGGAUAUGGUUGAGGGUGCCCAUAUCACGGCCAGGGUGACACCCGAAAGCGCCACCUUUGUGGAGGUCAAAGAGCUCUGCUCCGAUAAUCUGAAUGUGUUCAAACUCGAGUACAAGCCCACUUGGCGGAACGUGGGGCACUAUUCGGACCUGCAUCAGCUGAUCAACUCCAUGUAUCCGCAUGCCACAGAUGUGCGGAAUCGAGACGCCAAGCUGAUGUACUACAUUCGCAAGCUCAUGCAGGAGAUUCGACCCUUGAGCUUCGGUUAGAGGAGCACAAGCCCCCCCAACAAAAAAAUGCAUAAACUUUUUAAUUAACAACAA
Messenger RNA from Drosophila obscura, 3580 nucleotides. RefSeq lists its product as uncharacterized. Gene Ontology annotation, molecular function: microtubule binding; beta-tubulin binding. The transcript is spliced from 10 exons. Lineage: Eukaryota; Metazoa; Arthropoda; Insecta; Diptera; Drosophilidae. The record is from RefSeq and is a predicted model, not a curated record. The coding region runs from base 2 to 3526 and encodes 1174 amino acids.